AUGUCGAACCCUUUUGAAGAUUAUAAAACUGUAAAAUCUUAUACAGCUGGUAGCGGUGCAAUCGAAGAUGAUGUUGAUUAUUACGAAAAAGAGAUUGAAAAAUACAUGCAGGAGUCGCUUGACAGUACUGAACGGAGUCGUCGUAAUUUAGACCAAAGUGAACAAGUCGGCGCAAAGACAGCACAGGAUCUUUUGGAGCAACGAGAAAAACUCGAGAGGACGGAAAGAAAUCUUGACGAUAUUCAUCGUAACACACAGCAAACUCAACGUAAUCUCAACAGCUUGAAAAGUGUUUUUGGGGGUUUCUUCAAAAAUAAGUUCUCACGCAAGCCUGCAGAGCCGCCUGCUGAAUCAGAGAUUCCGCAAUCAAAAUCUGCUAGUCAUUUAUCGGAUACGGUUACUCAAGUUGGUUCAAGUUCUGGUAGUGGCUCAUCCAAAAAUGUACAGCAAAUGCAAGGAGGAUCAACUUUGAGCGAAAGCAGCCGAAACACAAUCAAGAACACUCGGUGGGAGGCAAUGAAUAACCAAAUUGAUGAAAAUCUUGACGAUAUGUCACAAAAGCUCUCCAGUCUACGCAACCUGGGUGCAGCUCUUGGAAAGGAAGUCGAUGAUCAGAAUCAAAUGCUAGAUCGAAUCCAGGUUAAAGCUGAUCGCAAUGAUGCAAUUGUUCGCAACCAGGAUCAUCAGAUGAAAAAACUUCUCGGAUACAAAGGUGUGGACAAGCCACAAGAUUCAUCGGCUUUCGGUGGUAAGAAA
Molecule: messenger RNA, 756 nt
Organism: Mesorhabditis belari
Lineage: Eukaryota; Metazoa; Nematoda; Chromadorea; Rhabditida; Rhabditidae
Source: the annotation of a GenBank genome assembly